Priapulus caudatus is the source of this 2532-nucleotide messenger RNA. Its product is annotated as pumilio homolog 2-like. The transcript is spliced from 12 exons. Gene Ontology annotation, cellular component: cytoplasm. The record is from RefSeq and is a predicted model, not a curated record. NCBI's taxonomy places the organism in Eukaryota, Metazoa, Priapulida, Priapulimorpha, Priapulimorphida, Priapulidae. Gene Ontology annotation, biological process: post-transcriptional regulation of gene expression. Gene Ontology annotation, molecular function: mRNA 3'-UTR binding. The coding region runs from base 1 to 2532 and encodes 843 amino acids.
AUGUUAAUGACCGUCGCGCAAAUCAGAUUCAUCCAGCAGAAGUUAGAGCGGGCGUCGCCGGCCGAGAAGCAGAUGGUGUUCAGCGAGAUCCUGUCGUCCGCGUACAGCCUCAUGACGGACGUGUUCGGCAACUACGUCAUACAGAAGUUCUUCGAGUUCGGCACGCCGGAGCAGAAGCACACGCUCGCUCAGCGCGUGCGCGGUCACGUGCUGCCGCUCGCGCUGCAGAUGUACGGAUGCCGCGUGAUACAGAAGGCGCUCGAGUCGAUCCCGCCAGAGAACGCCGCGCUGAAGAUACAUUGUUACAUAUUGUUGCAGGAGAAUUCUCCGCUAGCCGUGGCAGACCAGGUAAAGACUGAGAGUAAAGAUGGCGCCGGUGCAGACAUGCAGAGCAUCGAACAAGUGCAGGCCAACGGCAUCGUCGAGAACGGGGUGCUGGAGGGCGCCACUGACAAGUACGGGCGGGGAGGCCUGGGCAGCCGCGAGUCGUCCCCGCCGAUGUCCGACCAGGAGAAGGCCAGCCAGCACCACCACACGCAGCAGUACCCGGCGAGCAAGUCGGACGAGAUGGCGGCGGCUGCUGCUGCUGCUGCUCGCGGCAACAUGCAGGGCUUCCCGCACCACAUGGACCAGCACGCGGCGGCGGCGGCGGCGGCCGCGUUCGAGCAGAUGCAGCUCGAUCCGAUGGCGUUCGGGGGCGGCUAUGACAGCAUGGCUUCGCAGAUGGACAGUCCCAACAUGCUCGACUACCAGCAGCAGCUGCUGCAGGCACAGAGGCAACAGCAGCAGCAGCAGCCUCAGCCGCAGCAACAACAGCAGCAGCAACAACAGCAGAUGCUACUGGCACAGCAGCAGCAGUACGCGCUUGCAGCACAGCAACAGAUUGCAGCCGGCUUGGCCCCCACUGCAAUCGCUGCUUCAAAUCCAUACAUAAUGAACGCGCAAGACCCCUACGCUGUCGGAAUUGCCGUGACAGGUCCGCAAGGCAACGUCCACCCUCAGUACUACGCGAUGGGUCCGUGGAUCUACCCUGCCGGAAUGAUUCAGCAACAACAGCAGCAGCAACAGCAGCAGCAGCAGCAGCAACAGCCGCCGCCGCAGGGUGGCAUGACUCCGCAGCAGCAGCAGCAGCAGCAGCAGCAACAGCAGCAGCAGCUGUUGCGUAACAGCAUGAGCAUGGGCCGGCCCAUGACGCCUCAGCAGCAGCAGGGAGAGACGCAGCAGCAGCCGGGGAUGGGACAGCAGAUGGGACAGAUGAACCAGGGUUCGGGAAACCUGCCCGGCAACAUGCAGGCCAUUCAGACACACAACGGUCAGUACCAGGUGAUUCAGCCGUACUACGAUCAGAAUCUGCUGAUGAACAAUGUUGCCGCGGCGGCGGCCGCACGCGGAAUGGGCGGCGUAGGGGGCGCCACCAUGCGCCUCAUGUCGCCGGCUCCCGUCAUCGUCAACGCCGCCGCUUCUCAGGGCGGCACAAGCAGCAUGAACAUGGCAGCGGCUGCCGCCAACAACCAGGCCCUGCGUCUACUCAGCAGUCAGGCCCAGGCUCAGAACCCGCCGGCAUCACUCUACAACAACAGCAACACGCAGAGCAGCGCGUCCUCACAGCAGCAGCAGCAGCAACAGCAGCAGAGCAGCAGCCUGUACUCGUCUCUCGGCGCCGGAUUCACGCCCGUCUCGUCGAGUCUCGGGUUCUCGCAGUCGUCCAGUCUCGGCUUCACGCCGCCCCAGCAGCAGCAGCAGCAGCAACAACAGCAGCAGCAGCAACAGCAGCAGCAGCAGCAGCAACAGCAGCAGCAGCAGCAGCAGGCGGGAGGCGGCAUGACCAACAUGGGCUUCGGAAACAACAACCUGGUGACGAUGUCGUCGAACGUUGGAGCGAUCGGAACUGGUCUAGGCAAUGACAGUCUCGGACAGCGCAGGGACUCCCUCCCCGGCGCUCUCGACUACGUGAAGCGCGGGGGUGGAGGCGGCGGCGGCGGGAUGUCGCAGCAGCUGAACCAGUACUACAACUCGCUCGGGGGCGGCGGGCAGGGACAGGGUUCGCUCGGCGGCAUGGCAGCGAGCCCGGGACCGAUCGGCAUGCUACCACCGAGCCAGUCUCUCAGCCCGCCGCCGAUGUCUGGGUCUUCGUCAAGUCUGAAUUUCGGUGAGGAAUUCUGGGAGGAAGAUGGGAGGGUUGUGUUAGCACACAGUGCCUUAUACACGAUGAUGAAGGAUCAGUUUGCAAACUACGUGUUGAAAUCUAACGCUUCAUACAAGGAGAAUGCUAAUAUGUUUCCUUGUUACACACACAGAGCACACAGUGCCUUAUACACGAUGAUGAAGGAUCAGUUUGCAAACUACGUCGUGCAGAAGAUGAUUGACGUCGCAGAGCCAGCGCAGCGCAAGAUCCUCAUGCACAAGAUCCGUCCGCACGUCGCUACGCUGCGCAAGUACACGUACGGCAAGCACAUCCUCGCCAAGCUCGAAAAGUUCUUCAUGAAGAGCGGCGCCGACCUCGGCCCGAUCGGACCGCCAAACGGCCUCUGA